Molecule: messenger RNA, 1519 nt
Organism: Python bivittatus (Burmese python)
Lineage: Eukaryota; Metazoa; Chordata; Lepidosauria; Squamata; Pythonidae
Source: RefSeq, a predicted model, not a curated record
UACUACAGUAUAUAUCAACAGGGAGAAAAUGCCACCUGGUUUAUAUACGUUUACACGUUUAGCUCCACAAAUUCCUCUUGAAAAGAGGAUCUUCACCACUAACCACACCCCAGGCUGCGUCUUCCUGGAGAUAGAUGACAGGGCGCUGCGUCUGCUGGGCUUUCUGCCCCAGGAUCGGAUUGGCAGGUGCAUCUUGAUGUAUCUUCAUCCUGAUGAUCGGCCUCUUAUGGUUGCGGUCCAUCGUAAGGUUUUAGAAUUUUCUUGCCACCCUCCCUUUGAACACUCGCCCAUCUGGUUUUGUACUCAGAAUGGGGACUACGCCCUCCUGGAGACCAACUGGUACUUUGUGAAUCCCUGGAGCAGGAAACUUGCCUUCAUCAUUGGAUGGCACAGAGUCAGACCCUAAGCCUCGGGAUGCACCUGGGCUGGAGCUUUACUGCUAAUUUUUUUUUUUCAAAGGGUCACAGCUCACAAGGGUCCCUCUGGAAUCUUCUAGGGCCCCCCUCAGUGAAGACAUCUUUGCCGUGAGCAAUCAAAAGAUAAACAGUGCUGGAGAAGAUACUGCAGAGCUGCAAGGACAGAUCUAUCAGCUGCUUCUGCAGAGGACUUUCCAGCAAGUCAGCAGGAUGAAGAACUUAGAUCAGGAGUUGUAUGUUGAGACACACAGCAAGGCACGUGCAGCUUCUGGUUGGUUGCUCACCGUGAGUGACACUACCAACAGAGGAGGCCUACCUACAACAUCCUGCAGACGUUUGAGAAAUGGAUCCCCCAGCCUGUCCUAUCAGCAGAUAAACUGCAUGUACAGUGUUAGCAGUUAUCUAGAAAACUGCAGCAUUUCUGCACUGAAAAGGAAGUGUGAUUUCUCUGCAAAUAUUUCAUUAUCAUCUUCAGAAGAUGACGAGCAAGCCCAGUUGAUACAGAAUGAAAUACAGACCUUGAAAGGUGACUUCCCCUCCAAGCCAGCCAGAUCCGAGAGCUAGAAAAGGAAAAACAAGCAGAGCCAGUUCAAGGAGCAGAAUGUGCUGGUUUCCUCAGAUGACAGCUCAGGUUGUAAGAAUGGUGCUCAUGAGAAGAAGACGAUGGCUUGGAAGCCAUCCUGGCUCUCUCAGAAGACCCCCAGCCUAGCCCCUCUGAACAAGAUGAGCGAUGGUGGGGGCAUUUCAGAAGACCAUCUGCCUGCUCUAGAUAGCACAGGAGGGUUUUCCUUUGGGCUCUUCUCUUUUAUCUCUCCCUCUGCCUACUCUUUGAAGAGUGUCCAACACCUGUUCUAUGCUUGGGUGUCUCAUCAUCAUCCUGCCUCUUGUCCCACAACCCUGUGAGGUGGGUUGGGCUGAGAGAAACUGACUGGCCCAAAGUCAUCCAAAGGGAGAACUGGAACUCACCAUUUCUAUUCCAGCACCUUAAUCACUACCUUGAAGUCGCCUUCAAAAUGUAAAGUUAUUAACUGCUGGAUGAAUCAAGAGAAAACUCUCUUCUUACCUGGGGGCCAAGCAGAGACUUCCUCACUGGAGCUGGCCCU